This is a messenger RNA of Phragmites australis (common reed), 2300 nucleotides long. RefSeq names its product pyrophosphate--fructose 6-phosphate 1-phosphotransferase subunit alpha-like. Gene Ontology annotation, cellular component: cytosol. Bases 161 to 2080 code for a protein of 639 amino acids. Gene Ontology annotation, biological process: glycolytic process; photosynthesis; fructose 6-phosphate metabolic process. Gene Ontology annotation, molecular function: ATP binding; 6-phosphofructokinase activity; diphosphate-fructose-6-phosphate 1-phosphotransferase activity. The record is from RefSeq and is a predicted model, not a curated record. Lineage: Eukaryota; Viridiplantae; Streptophyta; Magnoliopsida; Poales; Poaceae. The transcript is spliced from 18 exons.
CCCCAUCCGGUAUAAAUGCCACGCGAACAUAGCCUCCUGUAUCCUCCCAUCCGCGAGGGAGAGAACACAGCACAGCGCGACACCAACGACGAGGAGCGCCAAGGCCGGCGGCGGCGUCAACGUGCACGCGCGCGUUUGUGAGAGAGGCGAAAGCCGAUCGAUGGGCAGCGUGGCAAUGGACUCGGACUACGGCGCGCCGCGGGAGCUGUCGGCGCUCCAGAAGACGCGCGCGCUCUACCACCCUGUGCUCCCGCCCUGCCUCCAGGGCACCACGGUGAGGGUGGAGUAUGGCGACGCGGCAAUUGCGGCGGACGUCGCCGGUGCACAUGUGAUCAGCCAUGCGUUCCCCCACACGUAUGGCCAACUGCUGGCGCACUUCCUCAGGAAGACGGCCAAUGUGCCGGACGCUACCAUCAUAACAGAGCAUCCUGUCGUCAGGGUUGGUGUUGUCUUCAGUGGGAGGCAGUCCCCAGGAGGGCACAAUGUUAUCUGGGGACUCUUUGAUGCUAUAAAGGCUCACAACUCAAACAGCAAGCUUAUUGGUUUUCUUGGAGGAACUGAUGGCCUAUUUGCACAAAAAACUAUGGAAAUCACCGUUGAAGCUCUUUGUAGCUAUAAAAAUCAAGGUGGUUAUGAUAUGCUUGGUCGGACGAGGGAUCAGAUCAGAAGAACUGAGCAAGUAAAGGCGGCAAUGAUUACCUGCCAGGCUUUGAAGUUGGAUGCUCUUGUAAUAAUUGGAGGUGUCACAUCCAACACGGAUGCUGCUCAACUUGCUGAGACAUUUGCUGAGUCCAAAUGUUCAACAAAGGUAGUUGGUGUUCCUGUAACUCUGAACGGAGAUCUUAAGAACCAAUUUGUUGAGACAACCGUUGGUUUUGAUACUAUAUGCAAGGUGAACUCACAGCUCAUAAGCAAUGUUUGCACUGAUGCUCUUUCUGCUGAGAAGUAUUACUAUUUUAUUCGGCUGAUGGGGAGGAAAGCAUCUCAUGUGGCAUUGGAAUGUGCUCUUCAAUCACAUCCAAAUAUGGUUAUCCUUGGCGAGGAGGUUGCUGUGUCAAAACUGACAAUUUUUGAUAUUACAAAGCAGAUAUGUGAUGCUGUGCAGGCAAGGGCUGAAAAAGAUAAAUAUCAUGGGGUUGUACUGAUUCCUGAAGGUCUUGUUGAAAGUAUUCCAGAGCUGUAUGCUUUACUUCAGGAAAUUCAUGGACUACAUGAUAAAGGUGUUUCCACUGAGAACAUAUCUUCUCAUCUUUCCCCUUGGGCGUCUGCACUGUUUGAGUUUUUGCCUCCAUUUAUUAGGAAGCAGCUGCUUCUCCAUCCUGAAUCUGAUGAUUCCGCUCAACUAUCUCAGAUUGAGACUGAGAAGCUUCUAGCACAAUUAGUUGAGACUGAAAUGAGCAAACGCCUGAAGGAAGGCACUUAUACAGGAAAGAGGUUCAACGCAAUUUGCCACUUUUUUGGCUACCAAGCAAGGGGUGCCUUGCCUUCCAAAUUUGACUGUGAUUAUGCCUAUGUUCUUGGACAUGUAUGUUAUCACAUCAUAGCAGCUGGUUUGAAUGGCUACAUGGCCACUGUGACAAAUCUCAAGAGUCCAGUGAACAAGUGGAAAUGUGGUGCUGCCCCUAUUACGUCUAUGAUGACUUUGAAGCGGUGGUCGCGCGGUCCUGCCACCAGUCAGAUUGGCAAGCCUGCUGUCCACAUGGCGAGUGUCGACUUGAAAGGAAAAGCAUACGAGAUGUUGAGACAAAACUCUUCCAGCUUCUUGAUGGAAGACAUCUACCGAAACCCUGGGCCACUGCAAUUUGAAGGACCAGGUGAAAAGCAUUGUGAAGCCCGGGUGCUCACAGGAUGUCCUGAAAGUGGCGCUGAGCGCCAUGGCUUCUGUAACGGAGAUGCUCACCAUCAUGUCUUCCCCGUCUUUCACUGGCCAGGCAACCAUCUGAGCGCUAAGCCGAAGAUGUCAUAUGCUGGAUUCUCUCAUGUUUUCAGACACAUUUUUAUUAUUGACCGUGCCGUUUGUCUAUCUGAAAUCGCCGUCUUGAUAGGUCCCCUGUUCAAUCUCCUGUUUGGUUUAGUGUGAUUAGCUCAAAUCGUUAAUGCCCAUAUUCGGUAUUCUAGCAUUGAACCUUUGAUUGGCCAAACCAACAGGAAUUGGCUCUUCAGAUAUUUAAUAUCCACCUUCUGAAUUCUGUAGAUGUCAUUUGGAAAAUUGUAGAUCAAGUUUGCAAACAAUUCAAAUGUAUUUGUCGUUGUGUCUUCUCUACAGCAGUGUUAUUUUUGUUGCCGUGGGAUAUUAUUUG